Caenorhabditis elegans is the source of this 498-nucleotide messenger RNA. It is a transcript of the gene C16C8.25, whose product is annotated as DUF4200 domain-containing protein. Lineage: Eukaryota; Metazoa; Nematoda; Chromadorea; Rhabditida; Rhabditidae. The transcript is spliced from 3 exons. The record is from RefSeq and is marked reviewed. The coding region runs from base 1 to 498 and encodes 165 amino acids.
AUGUCGGGGCCAAGCGAUUUGAUGUCUGAAUUUCGAAAACUUCGCGUUGAAGCUUCCAAGAUUCAGAAUGAGUUCAAAGAGAUACCCAGCUCUGCGGAUCAUAAGCUGAUCAAAGAGACUCUGGAAAUGAGCCAAAAAAUUUUGAAAAAACAAGACCAAUUUCAAGAUGAGAUGAAGCAAGAAUUUUUCAAACAUAACUACAAAAUCAAGCAAGAAUUUCAAAAAAUCCAGGAAAAGCAGAACAAAUUGAUCGAAAAUUUGAUGUCGGAAUUGAAGACUGUCAAAGCCGAGCUGAAUGUGACGAAAAAUCAAAUAAAUGGUCUUCUUGCCAAGAAUUCGGAUGAAAAUUUGGAACUGAUUCUAGAAUCGAUAUGGAUAAUUCAUAAACGUCAGGAUCAGAUGAUGAUGAUGAAUCAGCAAGGAGAAACUAAUAUCACAAAACCGCAACGGAAACGCGUCCAACAGCACAAAACGGUGCCGAAUUCAACAAAAAAGUAG